AUGGAAUACCUGCCUGUGGAGCUUGCGAAGAUAAUAGGAAGGAAUAGAGCCGAGCCUGAGGUUCAAGUCAACUGCAUUCUUACUCAAGUCGUGAAAGCUAUUGCAUACAUGCACUCGCUUGGCAUUGCGCACAUGGACAUCAAGGUCCAAAAUAUCGGAAUUGAUUACAUGCGACGAGCAAAAAUCUUUGACUUUGGAAGCUCGCAAAUAAUUCUUGAGAAGAAAUUUGAGACUUCUUGGAUUACAGGUGUGUAA
Messenger RNA from Exophiala aquamarina CBS 119918, 255 nucleotides. RefSeq lists its product as uncharacterized. The transcript has a single exon. Gene Ontology annotation, biological process: protein phosphorylation. Bases 1 to 255 code for a protein of 84 amino acids. Lineage: Eukaryota; Fungi; Ascomycota; Eurotiomycetes; Chaetothyriales; Herpotrichiellaceae. The record is from RefSeq and is a predicted model, not a curated record. Gene Ontology annotation, molecular function: protein kinase activity; ATP binding.